AGAAGAAUAAUGAAGUAGAUGCACAAGGAUGUCUUGUUGUAUGCUUAUUUUGAUUUUGCCAAUCCAGCUGAAGUCCUGGUCGAAGACAGUCAUUUUGUUCAACGCUUAUAUCUGAUCCUCCAUACCACACAGCGAUCCUGAUUCACACCUGCAGUGAUACAGUUGGAAUAUAAAGAGGAACAACACCCAGUGUAACCACUGAAGUCUACUGACACACUAUUACAAAGAUGAAGUCCGUUAAAGAGGAACAAAGAGACUCAAUAGAAGUGAAUGAGAAAAGUCAAGAACUGAAUAACGUGGAGGAGAAACAUCAUGAUCAAAAAUUUGAUCAUUUCAUGACUAGUGAAGAACCUUUUACUGUCUCAAAGACUGAAAUUAAUUUCUCACAGAAAAGAACUCCAAGAACAAGAGACAAAAGUUCUUUCAGCUGCUCUCACUGUGGAAAGAGUUUUGCAUGUAAUGCAGAUAUUAAGCGUCACAUGAAAAUCCACACUGGAGAGAAGCCGUUCACAUGCCUUCAAUGUGGAAAGAGUUUUACACAUAAGGGAGAUCUUAAGCGCCACAUGAGAAUUCACACUGGAGAGAAGCCUUUCACGUGCUCUCAAUGUGGAAAGAGUUUUACACAAAAAGGAAACCUUAACACUCACUUAACAUUUCACUCUGGAGAGAAGCCGUUCAACUGCCUUCAAUGUGGAAAGUGUUUUGCAAAUAAAGGAGAUCUUCAGCAUCACAUAAGAAGUCACACUGGAGAGAAACCUUUUACAUGUCUUAAGUGUGAAAAGAGUUUUGCACUAAAUGGAGAUCUUAAGCGUCACAUGAGAAUUCACACCGGAGAGAAGCCUUUCACAUGCCUUCAAUGUGGAAAGAGUUUCAUACAGAAAGGAAACCUUGACUCUCACUUAACAUUUCACUCUGGAGAGAAACCUUUCACCUGCCCUCAGUGCGGAAAGAGUUUUGCAAAUAAAGGAGAUCUUCGGCGUCACAUUAGAAUUCACACUGGAGAGAAACCUUUUACAUGUCUUCAGUGUGGAAAGAGUUUCACCCGAGCAGGCAAUCUUAAACUUCAUCUGCACUUUCAUUCUGGAUCAAGGCUAUUUAACUGUGAUCGGUGUGGCAAAAAAUUUACACUGGCAUCACACUUAAAGUUACACCAGAUAUCUCAUGCAAAUGAGAAGCCUCACGUGUGUUCUUUUUGUGGAAAGAGUUUUACACAUAAAGGAAAUCUUCAGCGUCACAUGAGAAUUCACACUGGAGAGAAGCCUUUCACCUGCUCUCAGUGUGGAAAGAGUUUUGCACAUAAAGGAGAUCUUCAGCGUCACUUGAGAAUUCACACUGGAGAGAAGCCUUACAGAUGCCUUGAGUGUGGAAAGAGUUUCAGCCACUCAUGCAAUCUCACAGUUCAUAUGCGCAAUCAUUCUGGAGUUAAGCCAUUUAACUGUGAUCAGUGUGGAAAGAAAUUUACGGGUGCACCACAGCUGAAGUUACACCUGAUAACUCAUGCAAAAGAAAAGCCUCACGUGUGUUCUUUUUGUGGAAAGAGUUUUGCUAACUCAGGACACCUGAAAAUCCAUGAGAGAGUGCAUACUGGAGAGAAGCCGUUCAAAUGCACUUCAUGUGAGAAGAGUUUCACCCAAUUAAGUAGUCUACAGACUCAUUUAAAAAAGUGUUGCCCAAAACAGCAAUAGUCUGUCUGUCUGUCUGUUAAUGUUAAUUUCAGGGCCAAGUUUUAUUAAAUGUAAUACAAUGUCAGUCAGUUCACUAGAACUGGAGGUUUACGAUCGAAAGUAAUGACAUAAAUAAUAAGAGAAACUAAUGUAGCUCAGUACUGUUAUCACUGAGAGGACGUAAGUGUGUGUAAGUUUCAGAUAUUUUGAAACAUUUUGUUUUAAUUGGAAAUUGGCUGUUAACCCUUGUGCGCCAAUAAAUAAAGUUACUCAGAGGUCCUUCGAGGUCAAAAAACUGCCAAAAUAAUAUUAUAUAUGAACUUCCAAUGAGUUCAUUUUUGUAAUCAACAUCAGUCCUGAUCAAAAUGGCCAAAUAUUAGUUCAUUUUCAGGGUUUUAACCCUUUAAAUGCCAGUUUAUGUAAUGCCACUUAUUGUUUUUUUAUGAAAAAAACAAAAAAAAUGAAUUAAUUCCAUUUACUAAAUGUGGCAGGGCGGGGCCAGGUCGUGAUUCUACUAGAGGUCGACCGAUAUUGGUUUUUUCAGGCCGAUGCCGAUGUCGAUCUUUUGAAAUCCGGGUCGGCCGAUGGCCGAUUAAUGUAGCCGAUUUAUUUUGGCCGAUAUGUGCUUGUUUUUAACCUCUUAUUUGAACCUUUUAUUUGAAAGAUAAAAUGUAACACAAAUAAUUACUUAAGAUAGACAACAUUUCUCAACAAAUACAUUUAUUGAACACUUGACCGAUCUGCACUUGUACACUUAAAUUAAAAAUGUAUAAUGUAAAAACAUAUUGUAUAAAUAAUGGAUAACAAAUAUAUUAAAUAAACAAAGCAGGUGUUACGAACUGCUCCGAGACACGAAGGUUGAGAUCCAAAUGCAGCUUUAAUUAAGGGGCAAUCCAGACACGUAAUCCAAUAUUCAGAGCAUCCAAGAGAAGCACAGGCAUAACUAGUGAUGGGUAUCGUUAAGGUUUUAAUGGUAUUACAAUCUUACCGAUACUGUUCAUCGAUCCGGUACUUUAACGGUAUUCUUAACGGUUCUUUUUGUUAUAUAUAUAUAUAUAUAUAUAUAUAUUACACAAAUAUAAACGUUAUAUAGGCACAGUGAUUUAAUUUCAGGAAGGUCUACUAACAUUACUGUUCAGGUGUGGUCUAAAAAGAAAUCUAAUAAAGUAAUCAAUUGUAAAAUAACACUGCAUAGUUUAUCAUAGAUAGAUUAAUGCUUAUUAAUGCAGAAGUUAUUCAUUCGAGCUGUAAGUGAUUUUCUCUUUGCCUUUUGUUGUUUGAUUCGCAGUAAUGGCUCAAUCGUCACAUGUUUAAUAGACAGCUUCCCCUUUAAGACCGAGUUCAGAUCUAAUAGACUCCUGAUACAGCAUAUUUUCUCCCAACUAUUUCCAUAACUACAUCCAUUUAAGACAUAAACUGUGUUUAAGUGAAUCUCCAAGCCGGUCGUUUUGACAUAUUUUUGUGUAUAUUUGAUCGUUUAGACGCAUGAAACCCAAAGUAGUCUAUACUUUGCUU
Messenger RNA from Xyrauchen texanus (razorback sucker), 3179 nucleotides. RefSeq names its product gastrula zinc finger protein XlCGF57.1-like. The coding region runs from base 228 to 1685 and encodes 485 amino acids. Gene Ontology annotation, cellular component: nucleus. Gene Ontology annotation, biological process: regulation of transcription by RNA polymerase II. Gene Ontology annotation, molecular function: RNA polymerase II transcription regulatory region sequence-specific DNA binding; DNA-binding transcription factor activity, RNA polymerase II-specific. The transcript is spliced from 3 exons. Lineage: Eukaryota; Metazoa; Chordata; Actinopteri; Cypriniformes; Catostomidae. The record is from RefSeq and is a predicted model, not a curated record.